CAAUGCCCCUGCAACAGCCAAGUUACAGCUCUUAUAACGGUUUGUAGUGGCAUGCUUUUGCCUUGGAGGUGUGCCAGGCCUUGCUGGACAAUCAAUGGGAGAUAGCAGUAAUCUGAAGCACGAAGGCCAGCCUUGCCUCCUGCCAAAAAAAAAAAAAAAGUAAAGCGCAAAACUCUUUAGCUGAUCUGAGCCAAAUAUACAAUCAAAGAUAUGCAUACCUAGUGGGAAACGCAGAAGUAAUGGUUAUUUGGUUUAAUUAAAAUGUAUAAUCUACUUUCCUGUUCCAAAAGCAGUCCUCAAUAUCCCCAUAAUAUACUCCAAUAUGGGGUAGCCAUAUUCCCCCCCCCAAUUUGUUCAUGAAAGAGACAAAUCUAAGGUGUCAAACUCAAUUCUCUAUGGAAGUUCUAAACAGGUGUCUAAGGUUUCCUAAUGCAAAGCAGAAUUUAUUAAUUAUCCCUCUAUUUGCUGAUAUGUUUAUACUCACAGCUUACUUUAAGAACAACAUAAAGGGCAUUAAAAGGUAAAAGAUCUAAAAAUGCUGCAUAAAAAUAAUUCAAUAGGACCAGUUCAAGAAAGGACACAGACAUGGAAAAUAAAAUUACCUGGUGUGGUGAAAGUAUCAGAGUGGGUGCUGUGUAAGCCUCUCUGGGACAGCAUUCCAAGGCUGUGUGCUGCCACUGAUGGCAGGCUAGUCACAGCACUUAAUAAGUCCAGAAUCCAAAUGUUUUGCUAGUGCAAGGAGUUUUAGCUGUGUGAUAGAACUCCCCUACGCUCUCAUUUCUGCUUGUGGGUCCUGGGGAUUUUAGGGGGUGGGUCAUGGAAAGAAGAGAAGAUGGGAAGGUUCUACUGUACAAAUAAAACUUAUCAUGCUAGCGGAAUUGUUGGUUAACACUUCAGUCUUAGCGUUGGCUGCCCUUACACAAAAUCCACUACAAAAAGCUAGUCCAUUUCUACCAGGUGUGCAGUGAAAUUAACCCAUUCACAAAGGCUACUUUUUAAGUUUGGAAAACUUGUGCCAGAAGUCCUGCUCCAGCUAUCUCCCUCCCUUAUCAUUCCAUCAUUACAACAUUACAACACCACCUCUCCUUUCAGAAAGGGAGCAGUUUGGGGAGUGGGAUAAACAUAGGGUUAUGGAUAUAUAGUGGAUUUAUAUGGACCCAGGUGGCGCUGUGGGUUAAACCACAGAGUCUAGGGCUUGCUGAUCAGAAGGUCGCCGGUUCGAAUCCCUGCAAUGGGGUGAGCUCCCAUUGCUUGGUCCCAGCUCCUGCCCAUCUAGCAGUUCGAAAGCACAUCAAAGUGCAAGUAGAUAAAUAGGGACCGCUCUGGCAGGAAGGUAAACUGCGUUUCUGUGCGCUGUUCUGGUUCGCCAGAAGCAGCUUUGUCAUGCUGGCCACAUGACCCGGAAGCUGUCUGCAAACAAAUGCUGGCUCCCUCGGCCUAUAGAGCGAGAUGAGCACUGCAACCCCAGAGUCGGACACGACUGGACCUGAUGGUCAGGGGCCCCUUUACCUUUAUAGCAGACCUAAGCAAUUGCAUGAAGAAAUGUUACUAACUUGAAGGACAAUAAACUAAACUGGUUUAAAGUCCAUCAGAUCUAACACAUUGUCUCCUGUGCAACAGUUCGAGAACAGGCUAGAACAGUGGUCUUAAACUGGCCCAGACCUGAGAAUGACCUGUGGACCCUUAUCUGCAACCUAGGACCCACUUGCACGUUUUCACUUUUGAUUUAUAAAUAGUGCUAAUAAUGCACAUUAUUAAUCCUUAACUGCUCAUUCACAGAACAAUGUACAUAGUGUUACUUUAGCAUUACUACUAAAUGAACACAAGUGAUUUUCACACUUCAACUUAGCCAAAAGGUCAAAAAGUGAUAGAAAGGCUCAGUCACAAUUUCAGUGAGACUUCUGAGCAUGUUUGUUCUUCAAGAUUUCAUUCCAGGGAGGGGUGAUAUUAGGAAAAACUAAUUUCCUCUAAUUCCCUAUGGCCAAACAAGCUGUUUGUUUGUUUUGUGGGUCACCAUAGUUGAGAAUCCUUGAUCGCAAAGAUAGGUGGCUCCAAAUAGCAGCUCAUAGAGAUGGUAGUUUCACUUGCCAAUUCUGGAUAUUCUUCAUGAACCCAAAUAUAAGACUUUGGCAAUGUAUGUUGCUGAAAUUGCACUUCCAAGCUUGUGUCACAGGAGAGCUCAAUGAAUUGUUUCUGCAACUCAUAUCUUGUGGCACCUUAAAGACUUAACACAUUUUGAAAAAUGGUAUAAGCUUUCAGGCACUUUACUUCAUUGGAUCAUCUGAUUAAGUGGACAAUGGUCCAUGGAAGCUUAUCCCAUAAUAAAUUUGUGAGUCUUUAAGAUGGCACAAAAUAUCUUCCCCUUGAGACCAGCUUUCUAUGACAUCCUGAUCUCCAGAUGUCAGGGUCCAUUUUGACAGUUGUGAACACUGCUAUCCCUUGGGGGGGGGGUGUCAUUAUUUCUUGAUGCUUUUCAAGGUGACAGCUGAGGGACGCUGCCUUCUGAAGAUCAAACCUGAAUGUUCUGAGACCCCAGAUAAGUUAUGCAUUUGGAUACUGCUAUGGCUAAGGCCAGUAUUAUCGUUUUCCCUAAUCCAUUCUGCCUGAUUUUCAUUGUAACCUUGAAACAGUCUUAGCUGAAUUUGCUUAGGCAGAUAAAUAUAUAGCAUUUUUAUGUGUAUUGUUUCUUGUAGAUAUCCAUUUCUCCCAUUUAGGCUUCUUAAGUUGGCCAAAAUAGCAAAUGGAAGCUUGCAUGAAAUUGAGGAUGCAGAGGUGUCGAUACCAGUAACAGUUGGUGAGGUGGGGCAGCGUUGCUCACCAGGCUUCCCAACACUGAGUGUCACUCCCAGUUACCAGGAGUGGGGAGGGUGCAGUGGCAGGGAGCUUGGUGCAGUGUGAGCAUAGUGGCAGGAGCAUCAGAUUGAUUCUGCCACUGCACUUGCCACUGCACUUGCACUAUGCUCCCCACUUUCUCCCCUUCUUGGUUUCGGUAACGGGCAGGGAUGCUUGAUGUUGGGAAGACAGGUGAGCGGUGCUGCUUCUCCUGCAAGGAGAAAACUAGCCCAGCAAGGAGACUACUGGCACAGAACAGUUCUCCAGGAUGUGUUCAUUUUCUCCUUACAGGGAGUUUUUAUAUGCAGGCAAAGACAAAAGUGUUGUUUCCUAUCAUGAAAUGCUGCAGUCCAUUCAUAGAAUCAUAGAAUCGUAGAGUUGGAAGAGACCACAAGGGCCAUCCAGUCCAACCCACUGCCAGCAGGAAACACCAUCAAAGCAUUCUUGACAUAUGCCAUUCUUUCACCUCAGUGUUCUACCACCUCUGUUCACUGCAGGUUUAGCUGACAACUAUUAAUAUUUUCAUACAGUGUCAUGUCAGCAUUUUACAAAGAAUGAGCGGAAAGGUCCCUGCCCCAAGGAGCUUAAAACAGUGGUUCUUGAAGGGUGCGGCACACCACACUGGUGUGAUUGUGAGUGCCUCUCUGGGGUUUCUGCUUUGUUGUUUUUAAUUUGAUUAAUCAUUUGUACUUUAUUGGCUGGGAUUGUGAUUCUGUUUUCUAUUCUCAUUUAUAUCUGAGUAUCUUGGUUGAGGGGUGUGUGUGUGCACGCCCGCGCGCGCGCCCGCGCAGAUAAUAAAUCACUUUGUGUGAAGAAGCGGUGAUCCUGAGAAAUAAAGAAUAAUAGGGAAGGGCAUGUCCCCAUUACUUCUUAAUGUCUGACUCUGAGGGUAUGGCAGACUUGAGAACACAGCAUCCGUAAGAUCGUGGUCUGGAGCUUCUGGGAGAGCGGCUUCGCCGUCUUGCCUUUUCAUCUGGUUUGCCCUUUCUCGCUCGCCGUCGUUGCAUCCUUCACGUGGGGGACGCGCUUGUCCGGGAGGGUAACGUUAUCAAGAUGGCGGCACCCCCAGCCGCGAGCGCCGUGGACGUUCAGGCUCGAUUCGGCCACUCGGUGAAGGGACUGUUGACCGAGAAGGUGACCAGCUGCGGCACGGAUGUCAUAGCCCUCACCAAACAGGUGCUGAAGGGUUCGCGGAGCGCCGAGUUCUUAGGACAAGCUGCCAGAAACAUGGUGAUGCAAGAGGAUGCCAUUCUGCACUCAGAAGAUAGUUUAAGGAAAAUGGCCAUUAUAACUACUCAUCUGCAGUACCAGCAAGAAGCUAUUCAGAAAAAUGUUGAACAGUCUUCAAAUUUGCGCGACCAACUGACUCACCUUCUGAAAUGAAGAGAGACUGUUGCAUGGUGUUAAAGAGCUGAUAGAAACCAAUGAGAGAAUACAUGUCUGAUGACUUAUGGAGACCCUUCCUCUGUUCCUUCUUCACCAAAUGCACUAUGGGACUGAUCUCAUCCCCAAAUAAUCUGCCAGUUUGUAAUGAUGCAAAGUGUACAUUGCUCAAUGUACAAGAUUCUGACCUGCAAAUAGAGGAAACUCUUGGAUUUUUUCCAUCACCAAUGUUGCAGUUAUAAAAUGCUGGCUGUUUUAAUGUACAGUAUUUAAUUGCAGACUGCAAUCCCAUGUGUGCAUCUUUUUAAUGGAUUAAUUUUUCCAAGGAUUUACACUUCUCAUGAUCACAAAUGAAAUAUAUCUUGUUUUGUUUUAGAGUGCUUUAAAGGAUGAAACUCUUCUCUGUUCAGAGCUCAGUCAGAUUACUGGUAAUCAGUAGGCUGAAAUUCCUCAUGUUUCAGGGCUGAGGAAUGCAAUCUUAUGUUAGUUGGAUGAGCACUAGAAAGCUGUUUUAAAAAGCUGUGUAUGGUUAUUCUGUGUAGGGUCAACCAUCACCUAUACUGGCAUUUUGCAUCCCUGAAAAUGAAAAUCUAUCUACUGUAGUUUUACUACUUAAGUAAUUAAAGAAAGAGUUAGAGGACUGGAUUUCCCCCCCUCCCAACUUGGUCUUUGUUUAGUGGGAGCUGAGUGUGCAGAGAUGAAAUUUGACAGCUUUAAAAGACUAAGUCAUCCAUUCCGCAAAUAAAUAAAUCUAUAUACAUCAUUAUAUAUAGCUGCCAAUGGUUUCUAAUUUAAGCUGCAAUUCUGUGAACAUUUAUCUGGGAAUAGUCCCCACUGAACACAUGGAACUUAACUUUUGUAUUAAUAUGCAUGUGAUUAUACUUUAAAUUUAUUUCCCCUUAUUUCUCAAUGCAGUUUUAGCUACCUGAGUGUGAGGUGUGCUGAAACUACUUGAGUGUGUAUAUUUCCUUUGCAGAAAGAGUUUGGAAGAGUUUGGUCCCUUAAGUCUGUACAUCUGCUGUCAGUUUUGGCCUUGGGCUACAUUCCUACACACUCACUGCUGUUAUGGCUCUUGAUUAAGCAGCCUUGACUUCAUUAUGUACGGUAAUAGCCUACAGAACCAGUAAUCUAUUCAGAUAUGCAGCUGCAGAGGUACGUGCAAUAUCUUAUUUGUAUAGUGCUGUGCCUUGAACCAAUUUAAAGCCCAUGGGAAACAGAACUGAUCUAACAUAUGUAUUUAAAAUGUAUUUGCAUUUCCUUUUUAUUUUUGUAUUUUGUUCAGAGAAUGGUACUCAUGCUUCAUUGACAAAUUGCAAAAAGCUGAAGGAGUGAAGUAUUUUGUACACAAAACCAUGCAAUAUAUGUUAAGAUUGCUGUACCUCUUGCUAAAUACAUAUCUCUGGAUAGGAGUGAUGCAGUCACUGUAUUUGUGACAUUCA
Molecule: messenger RNA, 5654 nt
Organism: Zootoca vivipara (common lizard)
Lineage: Eukaryota; Metazoa; Chordata; Lepidosauria; Squamata; Lacertidae
Gene: BORCS7
Product: BLOC-1 related complex subunit 7
Cellular component (GO): BORC complex
Source: RefSeq, a predicted model, not a curated record